AUGGAGUGCCUCGUCUUCUCCCUGCUACUACUGGCUGUCUCUACCUCAGGGCAGCUAUGUCCCAAGCGUUGUAUGUGCCAAAACAUAUCACCAUCACUUGCUAUACUCUGUGCCAAGACGGGGCUGCUCUUUGUGCCCUCCAUCAUCGACCGGCGAACAGUGGAACUCCGUCUCACUGAGAACUUCAUCACGACUGUGAGAAGAAAGGACUUCGCCAACAUGACGAGUCUCCUGCACCUGACACUGUCGCGCAACACCAUUAGCCACAUCAUGCCUUAUACCUUCGCCGACCUCAAACGACUGCGCGCGUUGCAUCUGGACAGCAACCGCCUUGGUGUAAUCAUUGACGACCACUUACGAGGUCUUACCAACUUGAGGCACCUUAUUCUUGCCAACAACCAACUCUAUAGCAUAUCACCACACGCAUUCGAUGACUUCUUGGGAACCCUUGAAGACUUGGACUUGUCCUACAAUAACCUGGUGGACAUCCCUUGGGACACGAUUGGAAGGCUCACCAAUGUAAACACCCUCAAUAUGGACCACAACCUUAUAGAGCAUGUUCCUUUAGGAGUGUUUUCCAACCUACACAAGCUGGCACGGCUUGACAUGACAUCCAAUAAACUGAAAAAUAUUCCCCCUGACCCUUUGUUCUUGAGGAUACCAGUUUACGCCAAGUCAAAAGGCUCUCCUUUGUCCUCGCUUGUUCUUAGCUUUGGAGGAAACCCACUUCACUGUAACUGUGAGCUCCUCUGGCUGAGAAGGCUUACCAGAGAGGAUGAUCUUGAGACGUGUGCCUCACCUCUUGAUCUUUCAGCCAAAUAUUUUUGGACGAUCCCAGAGGAAGAGUUCAUCUGUGAGCCUCCUGUGAUCACAAAGCGGUCCUUCAAGACUUUUGCAAUGGAGGGUCAGCCAGCUAGUCUAAAAUGCAAAGCCAACGGCGACCCAGACCCGGAUGUUCACUGGAUUUCUCCUGAAGGUCGUCUCCUUUCCAACACCUCUCGCACUCUUACCUUCAACAACGGCAGCCUAGAAAUAAACAUCACCUCUCUAAAAGACGCAGGAAUAUUCACUUGUAUUGCAUCUAAUGCGGCUGGGGAGUCGACAGGCACAGUGGAACUUGUGGUCACACCACUUCCUCACCUCGCCAACAGUACUAAUCGUGUCCGGGAACCUGACCCGGGACCAUCUGAUAUUUUAAACUCUGUCAAGUCUACCUCGUCUUCUAGCAAUGAAACAAGAAUGAAUGAGAAGAAGACGGUACUUGUGGAGCUAUCUGCAAACUCUGCUCUUAUUAGAUGGCCUUCACAGCAGCAUUUUCCUGGGAUCAGGAUGUACCAGAUUCAGUACAACAGCUCGUUAGAUGACACUCUGGUCUACAGGAUGAUACCAUCUACAAGUAAGGACUUCCUGGUGAGGGAUCUGAUGUCUGGGCGUGAGUACAACCUGUGCGUCCUGGCCAUGUACGACGACAUCCUGACAUCUCUUACUGCUACACGCCAGGUGGGCUGCGUCACAUUCGUCACAGAAACAGAAUACAGCCAGUGCCAGAUCCUGCAAAGUCACUUUCUGGGUGGCACCAUGAUCAUCAUAAUCGGCGGCAUCAUUGUCGCCUCUGUGUUGGUCUUUAUCAUCAUCCUUAUGAUCCGCUACAAAGUCUACAGCCAACACGGGGCUGCUAAAGGGAUUGCCAUGAGCAACAGUCGCUUACAGACCAACGGAAGAGGGCAGACGCCUGGGCAAGUGCCACACUCGGGUUCCAAAGUCUCCGAGAGGCAUGAGGAGGCUCCUUCCUCCCUGAAAGACUGCUCUGCUAUGUCUUUAGCUGUGGAUUGUGACAAAGCGAUGCAGAUCACAGAGGCCAGCAGUGAGGGACUUGGGUCAACAUUGCAUAAGCCCGUCUCCAGGAUUUGCACAGAGCAAAGAAGGAGAAGCUCGCUGUCUUCUAUUGAUAUGACCACCGCUGUGGAAGGAAACACAGCGGUCCAGAAGGUCAGCAAUGAGAAGAACGUUCCACGAGAUUGGACUGGUUUUAAAAUUUGAUGACCUACCCUGCUGUCC
Trichomycterus rosablanca is the source of this 2058-nucleotide messenger RNA. RefSeq names its product leucine-rich repeat and fibronectin type III domain-containing protein 1-like protein. The transcript has 3 exons. The record is from RefSeq and is a predicted model, not a curated record. Bases 1 to 2040 code for a protein of 679 amino acids. Gene Ontology annotation, molecular function: protein binding. NCBI's taxonomy places the organism in Eukaryota, Metazoa, Chordata, Actinopteri, Siluriformes, Trichomycteridae.